This is a messenger RNA of Epinephelus fuscoguttatus (brown-marbled grouper), 1003 nucleotides long. Its product is annotated as small integral membrane protein 28-like. The coding region runs from base 108 to 623 and encodes 171 amino acids. The transcript has 2 exons. NCBI's taxonomy places the organism in Eukaryota, Metazoa, Chordata, Actinopteri, Perciformes, Serranidae. The record is from RefSeq and is a predicted model, not a curated record.
UCCACUGGACCAACAACUGGAUGCUUUAGUUGAUCAUCAUCUAUUUACUCUACAAACACACAUUUCUCCAUCCACCCCACCACCACCACCUCCAUCACCUGAGCAUCAUGCGAAUGCUACUGGAGAGCAGCUGGAUGAAGUUUGGACCGGCAGGUAGAGGCUCGUACGACUGGGUGACAGGAUCACCUCCAACACAGGAGAAGCAGGGCUUCAACUGGAAUGAGCUGGAAGAAGACAGAAAGACCGAGCUGGUGCUCUACGUCGUCAUCCCGGUCGUCUCCAUCCUCCUGCUGGCUCUCCUGGUCGGUUUGGUCUACCGCCGUUGUUCCCGCAGCAAACUGAGCCUGGCCAACAUCAUCGCUCUGGACCUCCAGGAUGCAGAGAGCAGUGCCGAGUUCCUGUCCUCCCUGACCAGGAAUGCAGAGCGCCACACCAGCACCAGCUCUGAUGGAUCAGACGGAGUCUUUGUCAUGGUCUACCUGCCUCCGCCCUAUGAGGAAACACUCACCAAGAUAACCCGUGCCGCCAGCCUGUCCAGCUCCAAAGACGUGGAGUCGAUAAAGAUAGAAGACCUGGAGGCCAAGCUGUGUCCGGAGCUGAAGGCCAGCGGCCGAUAUGUGUGAUUAGGUGUUAACGUUCCAGUGUAAAAAGACAUUAUAACUCCAAUAUUUGGUGUUUUUGAUAUCUUUGCUGUGUGUGUACUCACUGUUUGCAACCAUCACUCAACUCUGCAGCUCUACAGAGCUUUUUAUCCUCAUUUAGCGCAUAGUUUUGAUUUAACAGCACAUUUACUGUCUGGUUCAGUCCAAGCACUCUCAUCAUCCUUGUUUCCAGCAGCAGCAGACAACUUGUGAUCAAACAAGCUCCGAAAAACCCACUGUGCACUCCCUGCCCAGCAGCAAACAGCAGACAGACACAGUUAGAAACCAGCUGAAGUGGAGCACGUAGCAGCAGAUCAGCCAGAUAUUUUUGUCAGGAGUUGGUUGAGACCAAAGCAGAGGUG